AUGGCGGGCCUGGGCGGCGCAGGCAGCGCCGACAUCACGCUCUACUCCGCCGGCACGCCCAAUGGAUGGAAGGCCAGCAUCUGCCUGGAGGAGCUGGAGCUGCAGAAGGAGGACUGGUACCUUGCGAUCAACCCCAACGGACGCAUCCCUGCCAUAGUGGACCACCGCGGCGGGGACCUGCCGGUGUUUGAGUCGGGCGCGGUACUGCUGCACCUGGCUGAGCAGGACCCGCAGCACCGCCUGCUGCCCGCCGACAAGGCGGGGCGGGCCGAGGUGCUGAGCUGGCUGUUCUGGCAGGUGGGCGGGCUGGGUCCCAUGGCUGGCCAAGCCGACUGGUUUCUGGUGUAUGCCCCCGAGCGAAGCGAGCUGGCCAUCAGCCGCUACGUGAACGAGGUGCAGCGCCUGUUCAGCGUGAUGGAGAAGCGCCUGGAGGGGCAGGAGUGGCUGGCGGCUGGCCAGUUCAGCAUUGCAGACGUGGCGGCCUUCCCCUGGGUGCUGCUGCACGACCUGUGGGGCAUCUCCCUGGCUGCAUUCUACCCCAAUCUGCGCCGCUGGGUCGACGCCAUCAAGGCCCGCCCCACCGUGCAGCGCGGGCUGAAUGUGCCCGAGACAAACAUGGUGCUGGGGUACUGGCAGCACAUGCUGGAGCGGGCCAAGAAGGGGCUGGAGGGUGUCAAGCCCUUCCCGGAGCCAGAGGAGUGA
Messenger RNA from Chlorella variabilis, 702 nucleotides. RefSeq lists its product as hypothetical. The transcript has 7 exons. NCBI's taxonomy places the organism in Eukaryota, Viridiplantae, Chlorophyta, Trebouxiophyceae, Chlorellales, Chlorellaceae. The record is from RefSeq and is a predicted model, not a curated record. Bases 1 to 702 code for a protein of 233 amino acids.